ACGCCAGCCGGAAUGCCCUGACCGACCCCUACGUCCUGCUGGUGAUCCUGCUGGCCCUGGUGGUCGACACCCUGCCCUCACUCACCGCCCACGCCGUCAGCGCCAUCCUGGGCAGAGCCACCACCCCGCAGAGGAUCCACAUGAAGGCCAGGAGGGACCCGGAGCCGCCGGUGGAGCUGCGCUCGCACAUCCCCCGCGGGUCCUUCCGCCGCCGCUCCAGCUACGCCUUCUCCCACCAGGAGGGAUACGCGGGGCUCAUCACCCGCGGGGACAGCCUGCGCUCCAGGGACAUCCGAGGGGACAGCUUGAGCUCCAGGGACAUCCCCGAGGACAGCCUGCGCUCCAGGGCCAUUCCUGGGAACGGCUCCAGAGCCACCCUCGGGGACAGCCUGAGCUCCAGAGCCACCCCCGGGGACAGUCUGAGCUCCAGAGCCACCCCCGGGGACAGUCUGAGCUUCAGGGCCACCCUCGGCGACAGUCUGAGCUCCAGGGCCACCUCCAGCACCGCCCCGGGCUCUGCGCACCCCGAGGGGACCCCGGCCGUGCCCUCCCAGCGCUGCCCCUCGCUGUAGCUGUCCCUGCAGGCAGACGCCUGGCUGCUCCCCUCCUUUCGGGGUCCYCUUUCCUUUUAUUCGCUGUUUUUGCAGCCCCCGCGGCUGCAGAGGGGCUGGGCCGGGGGUGAUGCUGYUGGGCYGUGUCCCGSAGUGGCUCCGUG
This is a messenger RNA of Malurus melanocephalus (red-backed fairy wren), 715 nucleotides long. Its product is annotated as phospholipid-transporting ATPase IK-like. The transcript is spliced from 2 exons. The annotation marks the transcript as partial. Lineage: Eukaryota; Metazoa; Chordata; Aves; Passeriformes; Maluridae. The record is from RefSeq and is a predicted model, not a curated record.